CGUGCAAAGCAGGAAGAGCAACYGGCUCUGUUUUGGAGCAGAGCCGAAAAGGAACCGGAUCGGAGGAGUCAUGAAACCUGUGGAGGUGCUUCUUCUUCUCACGGUGGGAUCAGUUUGUGGACGAGUUGCUGCAGAAAGAAAACUAGCUUACGUGUCUGUGUUGUUUCGACAUGGGGACAGAUCACCAAUCAAAGCCUAUCCCACUGACCCCUACCAGGAGAGCGCCUGGCCCCAGGGCUUCGGACAGCUGUCUCAGGAGGGGAUGAGGCAGCACUAUGAACUGGGUCAGUUUCUGAGGUCUCGAUACAAGAACUUCCUCAACGAGUCCUACAGCCCGCACGAGGUCUUUGUUCGCAGUACAGAUGUCGAUCGUACUCUGAUGAGUGCAGCGGCCAACCUGGCAGGUCUCUACCCUCCCAACAGUCAGCAGAUGUUCAGACCCGACCUGAAGUGGCAGCCCAUCCCCGUGCACACAGUACCGCUCAGCGAAGAGAGGCUUCUCUCGUUUCCCCUGGACGACUGUCCUCGCUACAAACAGCUGAUGAAUGAAACCGAACACACACCAGAGUUUAUUAAUGCUAUCUCAACAUACCAGGAUCUGAUUGAGUUGGUGAAGAAUAAAACAGGACUGAAGAAUACCAAUGUGGAGACGGUGUGGAGCGUGUACGAUACACUCUUCUGCGAGUCCCGCCACAACAUGACCGCACCUGACUGGGUGACCCCCGAUGUCAUGGAGAAGUUGAAGAACCUAAAAGACUUUGGAUUUCAGGUCAUUUUUGGGGUGCACAAACAACAAGAGAAGAGUCGCUUGCAGGGAGGUAUGCUGCUUAAUGAAAUUGUGAAGAAUCUCUCUAAGAUGGCCACUCCAGACCCGACGCAGCAACUCAAACUCCUGAUGCUGUCAGGACAUGACACGACCGUUACUGCUCUUCAGGCUAGUUUGAAUGUGUUCAAUGGAAUCCAACCGCCCUACGCCUCCUGCCACAUCUUUGAGCUGUACAGAGAGGACAAUGGCUCUGCUUCAGUGUCCAUGUUUUACCGUAACGAUUCCAACAUGGAGCCGUACCCGAUUCAGUUGCCCGGCUGCUCUCUUAACUGCCCCCUGGAGGAUUUUUUGGAAAUUACAAAGGGCUCCAUCUCAGACGACCGGGACAAAGAGUGUCAGCUUCCGUCACAGAGGAGCGAUAGAGAAGUCAUCAUUGGCCUGGCCGUGUCCGGUUGCGUGCUCUUCGUCUUCAUUGCCUUACUCCUCUUCUUUAUUUGUCGGCAAAAGGAGGAGGCCGGCAGCGGAUACCAGCACGUCGUCAACCAGGAAGCUGGCGAGGAAUCCUGACAGAGGUGCAAACUCCUCCCUCGGAAAUCUACGCGCUUCACUUCCUGGGACAGCAGCGAUGAUGAGAACGAUGAACUAUGACUGGAGAAAACGUCAAAACUGUCUAAAAUUCAGUUUGUGUCAUGGUUUUGGUAAAUGAGGGUGGAUGUUUGUUCCUGUCUGAGAGAUCCAGUCACCAAAACGCCUUAAAUCUUUUUUCUUAUAUAUGUUUCAAGCCCUGUUUACAUCCCUCCAGUAUUUAUUGAAACCCAUAUUUAGUUGUUUUUAUUUUCAUGUCCUCACUUAACAACCACCUAACAUCUGAAACAAGUCAUUUUGAGUUUUUUUCUCCAAAACUUGUUUUUUGUGUAAAAAUGAAGAUUCAGUUCAGCAUUAAAUAUUAAUUUUGAAAAAUAUCUGGAGUAGUGUGAACAGGGUUUCAGUGGAACGUGGUGUUUGUUGGGUCUUUAAAUCCCAGCUCCUUCAGGCCAGUUUAAUAAUAUUAAACAGUGGAAUUCAUUAAUGGUGUAAAUUUAGAAACAGCGGUGAAAAUAAAAUGUACUUUUGUGCACUUUAACAUUCCUGCCUUAAAAAAAAAAGAAUGGAUAAUUAUUUGAAUAAUGGUGAAACAGAACAGAUUACACGGACUCUCUUAACCCUCCUGCUGCCUUUGGGUCAAAUGAGACCUUGUGGUUCAUUUUGACUGUAGGGCAGCAGUGGGGUAAAUAUAUUGUCUGCAUCUCUAUAUUAUCUGUUACGUAAACACAGCAGAAUAGUUUCCUAAUCCCUCUGCUGUCCUUGAGUCAAACUGACCCAUGACUCUUUGGUUUGACCCUGUGGGUUAUCCUGGCCCAAGGGCAGCAGGAGGGUUAAAUAUAAUGACCAAGCGACAGUACAGAAAAUUACAAUCUUAAUUAAAUUUAACAGGGAAACACGUGUAUGAUUACUUAUUGUCACAUGCAAGUUUAACCCUCCUGCUGCCCUUGGGUCAAAAUGAUGAGGCCUCAGUGGAUUUCUUUUUUGACCCGAGGUUAGCAGGAUGGUUGGUAAACUGGACCUGAUCAGUUCUGUUUACACAGCAGUUUAGAAGUUGUUUUAAAAGUGAAUCCCUGUAGGUUAUUUUGACCAAGGGCAGCAGGAGGUUGAAGUAUGACUAGUAAUAAACGCCUGUGUUUAAUUUAGUGCGUGAAUGAUUCUUUUAUCACAGAAGUGAGUUCAACGGUCCUGCUGUCCUUGGGUUAAAAUGGCACAGCAGGCCUCACUAGGUCAUUUUGACCCAAAGAAAACAGGCGAGUUGAGAAACUAUGUAAUCUGUUCUGUAUUCAUGCAUCAGUUCAGGGGUUGUUUUGACCCAAGGACAGCAGGAGGGAUAAUCUACUUCCAGAAUCAUGUGGGAUCUUUUUCACUGAAUGCAGAUUAGGAACUAUGAUGGUCUAAUUUUUUACACUUGUGCUCACUUUUCUUAAACUGAGAAAUCAUUUGUUCAUCAAAUCACCUGUUUCAUGUUCUUGCAAAUCAUGGUCUGGAUUUUGAAAAUGUUUAAAAACAUUUUUAAUUCAAAUAAAUGGUUUAAAGUUGGA
Austrofundulus limnaeus is the source of this 2892-nucleotide messenger RNA. RefSeq names its product acid phosphatase 2, lysosomal (gene acp2). Bases 71 to 1333 code for a protein of 420 amino acids. The record is from RefSeq and is a predicted model, not a curated record. Gene Ontology annotation, molecular function: acid phosphatase activity. Gene Ontology annotation, cellular component: lysosome. Gene Ontology annotation, biological process: lysosome organization; dephosphorylation. NCBI's taxonomy places the organism in Eukaryota, Metazoa, Chordata, Actinopteri, Cyprinodontiformes, Rivulidae. The transcript is spliced from 13 exons.